Solea senegalensis (Senegalese sole) is the source of this 1085-nucleotide messenger RNA. RefSeq names its product regulator of G protein signaling 5b (gene rgs5b). The coding region runs from base 77 to 619 and encodes 180 amino acids. The transcript is spliced from 5 exons. Lineage: Eukaryota; Metazoa; Chordata; Actinopteri; Pleuronectiformes; Soleidae. The record is from RefSeq and is a predicted model, not a curated record.
ACGCACUAUUAACAAGGAGGAAGGCACUGUAACAUACUUGACAAACACUCGUCAAACAUCUUUGGAAUUAUUCAUCAUGUGCAGAGGAUUAGACUCGCUGCCCAUCACCUGCCUGGAGAAGGCAAAGGAGCUGAAAGCUCUGUUUGGAAGUUUACUCCAGAAAUCAGAUCACAGCAUCACUGGCACUGGACAGUCAAAGAAAUGCAACAAACAAAGGUUAAACAUCAAUGAGCCUCUGAAAUGGAAAGAGUCAUUCGAGGAGUUGCUGUCCUGCCAAAAUGGACUGUGCCUGUUCAGAGCGUUCCUCGUCUCAGAGUUCAGCGAGGAAAACAUCGCCUUCUACUUGGCAUGUGAGGACUAUCGUGCAGCUAAACCUUCCAAACAGGCCACGAAGGCCAAGAAGAUUUACGACGAGUUCAUCGGGUUGGACGCAAAACGAGAGGUGAAUCUGGACCAUGUGACCAAGUCCAUCACAAAGGAGAACAUGGAGCAUCCCAGCCAGUCCUGUUUUGACCUGGCCCAAUCCAAAAUCUUCUCUCUGAUGGAGAAGGACUCUUACCCUCGUUUCCUCAAGUCUCCUUUUUACCUGGAGCUCAGCAGAAAGUCCAAGACCGGGUAAAAAUACUUCUUUUGACAAACUUUCCUGCAAGCAGCAGAUUUGUCAAAUAAGCUUUGUGACGCACAGCAGAGACUGGAACAGGUCAGACCUCAGUCCGAAGAGUUUCAUGUGGUCAUGGUUUGGAGAGCAGAGGUUCUACAUAGACGAGCAUCCAAGCUAGAAGCUGGAGGACCCUGUCCCUGCCGGGAGAAGACAUUGAAACAGACUGAGACGUCUCGUGCUGGAAGAGACGCAUGUGUUGCACAAACAUAAACAGAAGCAACAGUGGAAUAAAGUAGAGAGAACGUAAACAAGAAAUGAAUUCCACACAACAAAACUACCACUAGGAGAAAAUGUUUCUCCGUAGCAUUGAUGUUUAUUUAUUCUUUAUUUAUUAAGUUAUUUUAUAUGAUGUGAAAACUGCCUCGUAUUUGGUAUGUUUUUAUCUGAAGUACUGUAUGUGACACUAAGUGCUGUGAAUAAAAGA